Messenger RNA from Chara braunii, 2015 nucleotides. The record is from the annotation of a GenBank genome assembly. Lineage: Eukaryota; Viridiplantae; Streptophyta; Charophyceae; Charales; Characeae.
AGGCCGUGAAGAGGUGUUUCCAGAAUUGUGAGAGGAAGCGAGGAUCACGGUCACUGAUGAUGUUCUCGGGGAGGCCCUGAUGGCGAUCAACAUGGUCGAAGAAGAGUGUGGCGACGUCUUUGGCACUGUGCGAGGUCAUGCAAGGGAUGAAGUGGGCACGUUUGGUCAAGCGGUAGACAAUGACGUAGAUGCAAUCAUGUCCGCGGUCGAUCUUGGGGAGGCCGCACACGAAGUCCAUGGAGAUGKACUGCCACCGAUCGCGGAGCUUGUUGUAAAUGGUSGCGAAGUCUGGGCAGGAGAGAUAUCCUUGGGUGUGAGUGGGCGAGUCCUUGAUGGGGGGGGUCUCGGCGGUGUCGCGGGGGAAAUGUUGGGACAGUACGGCUCCGAUGGUGAAGUUGGAGGCGUCAGUGGUGACAUAGAAAUGGUGAGUGGGGUCGGCAAUCUUGAGGACAAAGGCCGUGGUGAUGGUUUGCUUGACGGAGACAAUAUGGCCGAGGUAUUCGACGCUCGAAAUGGCAAACAUACAUUUGCUGAGCUUGGCGUAGAAUUUUUGCUCUCGGAGGAUCGCGAGGACUUGGCAGAGGUGCUGAAGGUGGAACUCGAAGGUGGGGCUGAAGACAAGGAUGUCAUCAAGGUAGACAACGACGCAGACUUCGAGGAGGUUGCGGAAGAUGUGGUUCAUGGUGGAUUGGAAGGUAGCGGGGGCAUUGGUGAGUCUGAAUGGCAUCAUGAGGAACUCGUAGUGCCCGAACCAAGAGUGGAAGGCAGUCUUGUGAGUGUCCUCCUCGCGGAUACGGAUCUGGUGGAAGCCACUACGAAGGUCGAUCUUGGUAAAGUACUUGGCUCCACGGAGACGAUCAAGGAGCUCGGAAAUCCGAGGUACCUCGAAGAUGGAGCUGGAGCGAUGGCGCCAAAGAUCACCGGCGCGGAUGGGACAUGGCACGCGACGCCUGUUGGCUUGCUGCUGCAUGCGAACUUGAGCCUUUUGCAUAUUCGCGCAAGCUCGAGCCAACAAUUCCCUGUACUUCCGGACGGAAGCAGGAGAGCAAGCGGCGUCAAUGUCGGCUGGUCGUGGGAGGAGAAGGACGGCGAAGAUACGGCCGUUCCAUCCACAGCGGUGCAACUCGAAUGGAGUCACGCCGAUCGCCGGGUGCACCGAAGUGUUGUAGGCGAACUCGAUGUCGGGGAGGCGGUCAACCCAAUCUUUCUGGUGCGGACGGAUGAGCGUACGAAGCAUCAUUUAAGCGGUUUGAUGUGCCCGCUUCGUUUGCCCGUCCGUCUGUGGAUGCCGAGCAGAACUUGGUUUCAUCUUCGUGCCGGACUCCUGCAUGAGAGCAAUCCAAAAUGYCGACAUGAAGCGARUGUCRCGGUCGCUGACUAUGUCUUCCGGUACACCGUGGCCGCAAAUCCAACCAGUGUGCAAGAGGCGUGCCAGCUCGGGAGCCGUGGAGUAGUACUUGCAAGGGAGAAAACGCGCAUACUUACACAAUCGGUCCACAACCGUGAGGAUGCCGUCGUGCCCGAGGCGAUCGCGGGGAAAUGGUCCGAUGACAUCCAUGGCAAUGGAGAAGCCGGGUUCCCGUGGGAUAGGCAUCGGGCGCAAUUCGCCGUAGGGGUUGCGAUUGCGGGGCUUGCUUCGUCGGCAAACUUCGCAAGAGUCGCAAUACCGAGUGACAUCGGUAAUGAGGUCGGGCCAUCGGAAUCGUUGUCGAAGCCGUGCAAUGGUGCGGUUGACUCCGAAAUGGCCGGCGAGUCGCGAGUCAUGAUACUCACCGAGAAGGCGAGUCCGAAGACGACGGUCUCGUGGGACACAAUAAAUCCUUGCCUCUCGAGUGGAGGAGCAAGUACCCAUUGGCAAUGUGAUAGUGGCUGGCCAGCGGGUGAUCCGAAGAUAGCUGCGCGUACAACGUGGCGAAGUCCUAAUCCGACUCAUAUCCGGAUGAAGUCUCGCUUAAGUUCCUCGUCAAAUGCGAAGGCAUGAUGUGUCAUAGCGCAAAGAUCAGGUCUUCGCGAGA